Molecule: messenger RNA, 1806 nt
Organism: Galeopterus variegatus (Sunda flying lemur)
Lineage: Eukaryota; Metazoa; Chordata; Mammalia; Dermoptera; Cynocephalidae
Gene: AGPAT4
Product: 1-acylglycerol-3-phosphate O-acyltransferase 4
Exons: 9
Coding region: 208-1344 (378 amino acids)
Cellular component (GO): endomembrane system; mitochondrial outer membrane
Molecular function (GO): 1-acylglycerol-3-phosphate O-acyltransferase activity
Source: RefSeq, a predicted model, not a curated record
GCUCGUCUCCUGCCGGUGCCUAACGUCCCCGUCCCCCGAGCGCUGAGCGUUGCGUUGGUCGAAGGUGCUCUGGGGGCUUCUCGGUGGAAUGCGGUCUCCUCCAGCUCAGCCGACGGAGACGCUUUCCUGAGUCCUGGAUCUUUCUUCCUUCUGGACAUAUUCUACUGUGGGUAUUUAUUUAUUUUUGAAUAAAAGCAAGCACACGUCAUGGACCUCGUUGGAUUGCUGAAGUCUCAGUUCCUGUGCCACCUCGUCUUCUGUUACGUGUUUAUUGCCUCGGGGCUAAUAAUCAACAGCAUUCAGCUCUGCACUCUCGUUCUCUGGCCAAUUAACAAGCAGCUCUUCAGGAGAAUCAACUGCAGACUGUCCUACUGCAUCUCAAGCCAGCUGGUGAUGCUGCUGGAGUGGUGGUCGGGCACCGAGUGCAUCAUCUACACUGACCCGCGGGCCUACCCCAAGUAUGGAAAGGAAAAUGCCAUUGUGGUUCUCAACCACAAGUUUGAAAUUGACUUCCUCUGCGGCUGGAGCCUGGCCGAACGCUUCGGGCUCCUAGGGGGCUCCAAAGUCCUGGCCAAGAAGGAGCUGGCUUACGUCCCCAUCAUUGGCUGGAUGUGGUACUUCACGGAGAUGGUCUUCUGCACACGCAAGUGGGAGCAAGAUCGCAAGACAGUCGCCACGAGCCUGCUGCACCUCCGAGAUUACCCUGAGAAGUACCUUUUCCUGAUCCACUGUGAGGGCACACGGUUCACGGAGAAGAAGCACCAGAUCAGCAUGCAGGUGGCCCAAGCCAAGGGGCUGCCCAGCCUCAAGCACCACCUGCUGCCGCGCACCAAGGGCUUCGGUGUCACCGUGAGGAGUUUGAGAAAUGUAGUUUCAGCUGUAUAUGACUGUACACUCAAUUUCAGAAAUAACGAAAAUCCAACACUGCUGGGAGUCCUAAACGGAAAGAAAUACCAUGCAGACAUGUAUGUUAGGCGGAUUCCACUGGAAGACAUCCCAGAAGAUGAGGACAAGUGUUCAGCCUGGCUCCACAAACUCUACCAGGAGAAGGACGCCUUUCAGGAGGAGUACUACAGGACAGGCACCUUCCCCGAGACCCCCCUGGUGCCCCCGCGGCGGCCCUGGACCCUGGUGAACUGGCUGUUCUGGGCCUCGCUGCUGCUAUACCCCUUCUUCCAGUUCCUGGUCAGCAUGGUGAGCAGCGGCUCCUCCCUGACGCUGGCCAGCUUCGUCCUCGUCUUCUUCGUGGCUUCCGUGGGAGUUCGAUGGAUGAUUGGUGUGACAGAGAUCGACAAGGGCUCUGCCUACGGCAACAUCGACAGCAAGCAGAGGCACAGUGACUGACUCGGGGAUGUGUCGCCAUCCAAAGGGAACCUUGGGGAACUGGCGGCCUCUGUACAUCCUUCUUAGUGGGAUUUGGUAACGAAGGUUGGGUGAGCCCCUGUUGGGAAGAGCAGAAGUCACAGCCUCUCCAGCCACAGAGUUUGGUCUCAGAGCCGGACAGGGAGGAAGAUGCUCUUAAAUCUUUUUCGCAUGGGCUUUAGUGGGUUUGGUUUUCUUUCUUUUCAUGCACAUGUGUGUGAGGAUGGAUGUGCGGCUGUGAGCCUUGUUCUGUGACCAUUCGGAGGGCACGUUAGGCUGCAGGGGAGGGCAGGGCUGGGGAAUGAAGGGGGAAAGUGCUCCCUUCCAUCCUUUGGUGCUGAGUUUCUGUAACCCUUGAUUGCCAGAGAUAGAGUGAAAAAGCGCUUUAGGUAAGAAAACUAAAUUAUGCCUCUAAAAAAAAAAUUAAAGUGUUUGUCUGGGUCA